Molecule: messenger RNA, 948 nt
Organism: Elephantulus edwardii (Cape elephant shrew)
Lineage: Eukaryota; Metazoa; Chordata; Mammalia; Macroscelidea; Macroscelididae
Product: olfactory receptor 3A2-like
Exons: 1
Coding region: 1-948 (315 amino acids)
Biological process (GO): G protein-coupled receptor signaling pathway
Cellular component (GO): membrane
Molecular function (GO): G protein-coupled receptor activity; olfactory receptor activity
Source: RefSeq, a predicted model, not a curated record
AUGGAAGCAGACGCUGGGAUAAACAGAACAGUUCUUACUGAGUUCGUCCUUUUGGGCCUCGUAGACUCAGAAGAGCUGCAGCCUGUGGUCUUUGUACUUUUUCUCUUUGCCUACAUGUUCACAAUUGGGGGCAACCUCAGCAUCCUGGCAGCCAUCUUGGUGGAACCCAAACUCCACACCCCUAUGUACUUCUUCCUGGGGAACCUGUCCGUGUUAGAUGUUGGGUGCAUCACAGUCACUGUCCCUCCAAUGUUAGAUCGUCUCCUGUCUCACACGCGUACAAUUUCUUAUGAUGCCUGCCUCACACAACUCUUCUUCUUCCACUUUCUGGCUGGAAAUGACUGCUUUCUAUUGACAGUUAUGGCCUAUGAUCGCUUCCUUGCCAUCUGUCGACCCCUCACCUACAGCACCCGCAUGAGUCAGGAAGUCCAGAGGGCACUGGUGUCUGUGUCUUGGACUUGUGCCUUCAUUAAUGCCCUGAUCCACACUAUCGCCCUAUCUACUCUCAACUUCUGUGGUCCUAAUGUUGUCAAUCAUUUCUACUGUGACCUCCCACAGCUCUUCCAGAUCUCGUGCUCUAGCACCCAAGUCAAUGAGCUGGUGCUCUUUGUUGCUGCUUCUAUACUAGCAGGUACCCCGGUGGUUCUCAUCAUCACCUCCUACACCCAUGUAGCAGCUGCAGUUCUACGAAUCCGUUCAGUGGAGGGCAGGAAGAAGGCUUUCUCUACAUGUGGCUCCCACCUCACUGUAGUCUGCCUCUUCUAUGGGACAGGUAUCUUCAACUACAUGCGCUUGGGAUCGAUUGAUGCUUCAGAUAAAGAUAAAGGCGUGGGGGUUUUCAACACUGUCAUCAAUCCCAUGCUGAAUCCUCUCAUCUACAGUCUCAGAAACCCAGAUGUUCAGGCUGCUCUGUGGCGAGUGCUUGUGGGGAGAAAAUCCCUAAGCUGA